This is a messenger RNA of Mixia osmundae IAM 14324, 1400 nucleotides long. Its product is annotated as glycoside hydrolase family 18 protein. The record is from RefSeq and is a predicted model, not a curated record. The coding region runs from base 23 to 970 and encodes 315 amino acids. Gene Ontology annotation, molecular function: chitinase activity; chitin binding. Gene Ontology annotation, cellular component: extracellular region. Gene Ontology annotation, biological process: chitin catabolic process; carbohydrate metabolic process. The transcript is spliced from 5 exons. NCBI's taxonomy places the organism in Eukaryota, Fungi, Basidiomycota, Mixiomycetes, Mixiales, Mixiaceae.
AGCGCGAGCGCGGUGUCGGCACAUGCGCAAUGUCGGCUACUUCACGAGCUGGUCCAUCUACGACCGAAAAUAUCUACCGAGUCAGAUACCAGCCAAUGUCCUGACGCAUGUGCUCUAUGCAUUCGCCAACAUCCGACCAGACUCGGGUCAGGUCUACUUGACCGAUGCAUGGGCAGAUGAGCAGAUCCACCACGACGGUGAGCCAUGGGAUGACUACGGCAGGCCGCUCCUCUACGGUAACUUCAAAGCGCUUCUGAAGCUCAAACAAGAGCAUCGUCAUCUCAAAGUGCUCCUCUCCAUCGGCGGCUGGACCCAUUCGUCCAACUUUGCGCAGGCUGCAGCAACCCAGGCAGGACGCGACACGUUUGCUACUAGCUCGGUCAAGCUGCUCGAAGAGUAUGCGCUAGAUGGGCUAGACGUCGAUUGGGAAUUCCCAAAGAACGAUGGGGAAGCGCAGGACUAUGUCGACUUGCUCCGGACCUGUCGUCUUGCGCUAGAUGCCCAUGCACGUCGCAAGGGCGAAUCCGUACCUUAUGAGCUCACUGUAGCCGCUCCUUGUGGUGCUGCACAGUCGCAACAGCUUCGCAUUCGCCAGAUGGAUCAAUAUCUCUCCUUCUGGAACUUGAUGAGCUAUGACUACUCGGGCCCAUGGGGCGACAAGGCAGAUCACCAGGCCAAUGUCCUUGCGACAUCCACCAACAACGGCAUAUGUACAGAUCGCGCGGUCCAGUACUAUCUCUCGCAAGCCGUCCGACCAGAUAAGCUGGUCAUCGGCAUCCCUCUCUAUGGCCGAAGCUUCCUCAACUGUAAGGGGCCCGGCCAUAGCUACAGCGGUCAAGGCCAAGGAAGCUGGGAGAUCGGCACGUAUGACUACAAAGCUUUGGUGAGGAGAGCUCUGUCCGCGAGCUUUGCCGCCGCUGAGGAUGUAAGACCGGCAGCCAUUGCAAGGUCAGCAAGUGCACCACGAUGAUCGCUGCAUUGCAAGCUAUGCACACGGCAACGGCCACUUCAUCACAUUCGACACGGUUGAUGUUGCGCAUCGCAAGGCAGACUGGAUCAACAAGCGAGGACUCGGCGGCGCUAUGUACUGGGAGCUCAGUGGCGAUCGACCGGCCAACGAUCCUGCAGCCAUCGUGCCCCGUAUCGCAAGCGUCUUGCACCAUCAAGGCGGUGGACUAGACACUAGCCAGAACCACCUUUCGUAUCCUGACUCUCGGUUCGACAAUGUUCGAAACCGAUAAGAGCUGUUGUUGUCACUCCAUCGUAUCGUCCAGCAACUCAUGCGCAAGGGCAUCUUGUGCUUCUUGUGCUCGUCGUUCUUCGAUGGUGAGGAAUCGACCGCCAGGCCCUCGAGCUCUACGCAUGGCAUGCUUGUGUCGAGACUCGUACAUGUACUUUUG